Molecule: messenger RNA, 4544 nt
Organism: Pieris napi
Lineage: Eukaryota; Metazoa; Arthropoda; Insecta; Lepidoptera; Pieridae
Exons: 17
Coding region: 547-2910 (787 amino acids)
Source: RefSeq, a predicted model, not a curated record
AGUGAAUACCGUCACAGUUGGAUUUGCGCAGGUGGCGAUACUGCUCGUCGGACGCAUGCGUUGCGCCGCGAUCCCGUUAAUGGACACUGACAGAUCCAAGUUUUAUUUUAAAUAAAUUAAAAUUCUUGGUCACCCGAAACAAGCUUAUGCCUUUUUGUUUUAAAGAAAGUGAAUUAAAGUGCUGGAAUUACCAAUUGCAUUAAAACGAUCGUUUGUGAAUUAAUUAAUCGAUCUUAAUUUAUGUUCUCUCAUUCUCGAUUUUAGUGUUGCCGUUGGAACUUGUAUAUUUACUAUUGAAUUGAACUAUUAAAGGAUCAGAGGUAGUUUCCCAUGAAUAAAAACAGGUCCUUGGCUUUGUCUCUCGACUCGUGUUUUUGUGGUGUGUUUAUUACGGACUACGGAGUAGGUUUGCCCGUAUAACCGUUUAAGAUGUGUGGGUGAAGUAAGCUCAAACUGAAGCUGUUUCUUGUCUAUAUGGUGUAUGUGAGGAGCGUGGAGCGGUGUGCAGUAACCGAAUGAUGCCCCUGCGCGCGCUCAUUCGCCGACAUGGCCGCCCUCUCCUGUUACCAGCCCUGCAGGUCGCAUCUCGCGCAGCCGGCUAGGUGUUUAGACGACUACGAAGAGCAAACGGCGACCCUCUCGCUUCGUCGAAGGCAGUUUAUAGAGAGAUGUCACGACGCGCGGUCGGGACGGCACAGGGACUUCAUACCUGAGGUUUCAGUGAAGAGAACGAGGGAUGAGCUGGCCAAGUAUGCGGCACAGGCGGCACCGGCGAGGCGACUGAAUGUCGAGUCCGGGUGGUCCAAGGUCGAAGAAGUCAGGAAGAAGUUCGAAGGUGCAGCGGCGGCGGCUUCCUAUUCGAGGUCGUUCGAGUCCCCUCCUAGACGUCGGCUAGCCGACUCCCUCUUCGCGAGUUUCAAGCUACCGCGCAAGAAAGAGAUGGCGGCGCCUCGCUCCCUCGCCCUUCAGCCGCAGCAGAAACGCAAGUCCGCGGUGGAGCUGCUCGCCGAGUCGAAGGCCUUCUACGUCAAGUCGGAGACCGUGCUGGAUCGGAAACAGGAGUUGCCCUUGAGGGUGAGCAGCGGUUUAAGCCAGGCGAUAGCGGCCGGAGGGUGUCACCUGGUCAGUUCCGGGACACUCGACAACGACGCCUACUGCAACCCAUAUGCUACCACCAGGAUCAGCAGCAGACGCGCGGUGAGCGCGGGGGAAGGGCUUCAGAAUACUCUGAGGAGACUCCUCGAACACGCCGAUAGUCGGGAAAAUGUCUACUCCCCUCCUUAUGCCUGCCAAAAACCCUUCACGGAAAUACGUCGCGUCAAAGAGCCGUACGCGGAGAGGGAGUUGUCUCGCUCCCAGCACACUUCGGGCACCUUCUCCGGGACCUCCUCGUCCGGCACGUCCGCCUCCAAGGACAAGAGGCCGCUCAGUUUCGGAGACGCCAGGGUCUUCUUUCCGGAGUCGUUCGUCAUCCCGAGGCAGAGGGCCAGCGAAGUCGUCAUCAAGAACGCUUAUUCGAUACCGAGUCCUCAGUCGAGUCCGCACGAGCCGAGGCGGGAGACGUCCCCUCACGGGGAGCAACUGGACACCAUCAGCCCUCCCGCGGAGUACGCUCAUUCGGCACCCAGGUAUAUCAGAUCGAAUUCCCACUCUCAACCGAGUGUCCGCGAAGAGGACGGCAACACCAACAUCAACAGUCAUAAAUCGCUGCCGGACCUGCACGCUCAGACGCACGGUUACCCGGAACACGUGAGCGUGGUGGGGGGCACGGAGUCGAUCGGACGGUCUCCGAGGAGACGCCGGCAUUCGGCUCACCACAGAACCGCCUCGUGCUCUUCCAAAGGCACCAGGUCCAACCAUUCGUCGCUGAUGUCUUCGUGCGAUGCGUUCUCGGAGCAUCCGUCUCCGGGCGAAGAAAACUACCAGUCGUACAAUAGCCGUUGCGGUUCGUCGUUCGCGCGCGACUCGGGGGGUUCCAGCGGCCACUACACCCAGCGCAGUGCGCCCCCUCUGGCCCGAGACAACUCCGCGCCCUACGAGUCGCUCGACCCUCGCAGACGCUACGCGUGUCCUCGGGCCCGCGAGUCGUCCCUGGAGCAGUGCUUCGUGUCGGCCCCUCCUCAGUUCCAGGACGGGGCUCCGUCCCCGCCCCCCGGGCCGCUCUACUCCUCGCACCCCAGGGUGGGGAUACACUUCCAGGCGAGUGCGCCCCCUCCGCAGUUCCAGGACGAGCCCUUCUCCUACGACUGCUCGUACAGAGCGCCCCUCAAGUGCCUCUCGGUCGGCAGAAAGGACUUCGUCGCGAGGGAAUAUCCGAGGUACCAGGAGGCUCCCGCGGAGGUGGUCAGCAAACAGCCUCAGUACCAAGAAGAGAUGUACCGGAUGAGACCGAGAAUUGACGACACCCAGGAAUAUGUCAACGCUCCUCCGCAGAUCUGUCAAGCGGAGGAGGUGACGUCCCCUCUGGGGACUUUCAAACGACAGAGAUGUCUCCGGUACAAGCAGAGACGACCUCGGCCCAUUCUGAGGUCGAAAUCGGACAUAUCCGACAGAUACCGUCGCUCCGACGGGCGGAGUCCCGCGUCGGCCCCGUGCGAGGGCGAAGACUCCCCGGACAGUCCGUCGGAGGAGUCCCGGCUGCAGGUGUUCUUCGACCGUCUGGGGCUGGAGUCCCGGACGUACGACGCGGUCAUUCGAGACGAGGACCCGGACAGCCCGGUCUUCUUCUCGUCGGCCUCGACGGUCGACUCCAAUCAACUCGCCACCACCGACUACACGGUGCAAGGGCCUGCGGCCGCGCAGAAGCCCAUCUACCGAAACACGGAACCGCCGAGCGUCGUCGAGAGGAACGCCAGAAUCAUCAAAUGGCUCUGCCAGUGUCGGAAGGUUCAGAUGCAGCCUCCUCAAUAACUACGCGUCUUCGGUCGAGCGACCUUUCGUCUACGCCUAGAGAGGUCAUGAUGCGUAAACUUUUCUCCAUUAAUAUAAUGAUUUUCGUGUCGAUGACGUCGCGGUGACGUCAUUGUUAAUAAUGUUAAGGAAAUCUGUUCACUAGUUUAGGAAACGAUUACGAAAAUGACUCGUUUUGUCGCGUCUAGCUUAGGAAUGAAAACGAUCUCUUCGAUUUAAAGGAGUCGAUGCAGACUCCGCUUAGAUUUAUUAAAAUGAUUUACACCGUUUAAAAAUUGCUUCGGUUAAUUGUUAUAUAUUAAUAACACACGUAGCGUUCGACAUAUCCUUGUAUAUGUUCCUCUCGUGCAUUAGCCUCAAAAUGGGAAAUGAGUUUAAAGUUUUUUCGUGUUAUCGUUGUUUUUGAAAAUUCCAAUUGUCCAUCGAAUUUCCUACAAAUAUUUAAAAAAUAGUACGAAAGAACAUAUUUUGAACGAGAUAAAUAUUUUUCAUAAGCUUGAUAUUGAAGGGAUUGAUGUAGCACCGAGACAAUAUUUUUAAGAGUGUUAGAACAAAAUUAAUGAUAUAUCCAGAUAUAAUAACAUUUCUUUAACGUAUGUAAAUGCGAAUUAAAGCACUUGAACCAUCGAGUUACUUAAAUAGGUAAUGAAAUAAACUCGCGCAGAAGUCCUAUUCAAAGACACAUUCUUAAUUUACGACUACGAAUAUUACGCAACAAUAGUUUACGCUAUAAGUCAAUAAUUAGAUGAUAUUAAGACAUUAAUAUAAAAAUAUCUAAAGUAGAUACGAAAGUAGCAUUCUUUAACCAGUUUAUAUUUCAAUAUUAUUCAUUUCAUAAAACAUUUCUAAACUUUUUUAUUAUAUAAUGUUAUUGGUACUAUGUCUAUAAGAACGUGUAAUCGAUUUGUUAAAAUGAAUUAUUUAUAUUCUUAUAAGAAUAUAAUGUGUUCAAUGUUCUAUGAACUUCACGAAAACGAAAUCUUCAGAUUUUGUCCUCUACCCUGACCGAUGUGAACAAUCCUUAAUGCAUUUAUUAUUUAGACGCAUAAAUAUGCUAAGAGACUGCCAUUUUCUCUUCCACUGUGAUAUGGUUAUAAAUUCUCGAUUUUUUUCCUUCUAUUUUUGUGUUUUUCACUGAGAACAUUUCUAUAAUAUGUUGAUUUUUGCACAAUUGCAAUACCUAGUUAAUAGUCGAGUGGUGGAGAAGGGCCUUUAAACAAAAACAAUGUGUCUUUUUAAUAUGUAUUUGUUUUAUUAACUAGCCCUUUUAUAUUUUCAUUUUGUUUGUCUGCUAUAAAUGGUAGGUUUGCUUAUAUUUAAAUUUAAAAAUUACGCUUUGAUUGAGAUAAUAGCUCAUCCUCCACCACUUCUAUUUGGGUCAACGCAACAAGACUAAUUAAAUUGUAUUUUGAAGUUAACCAUAAUUUAGGUUUGCACGGUUGGAUAAUGGUAUAUGAAUUUGAUUGAUAAUAACUGUGUAGAUCAAAUUUCUUUAAUGUGUAUUUAAAAUGGUUAGCGUUACAGUAUUAGAUCGUUUAGCAUUCGAUGCUUCCAUUUUGUGUAAAUAAGAUUUACGUACUUUGUUAGAGAUUUAUCGAACAAAAAUAUAUUGUGGUCUGGUGAGAUAUAUAUAA